AUGGUCGACCCGAACCUGAAGCUCAUGCUUAAAUUUAUUUUUGUUGGAUUUUCCAGUGCUCAGAGCAUAAAACUUGUCUUGUUCUCAAUAUUUUUAACCAUUUAUAUUUUGACUAUCAUUGCAAAUUUCCUUAUAAUUAUUAUAGUAAAACUGACACCAUCUUUACAUACCCCUAUGUAUAUGUUCAUUGCCAGCCUUUCGUUACUGGAGAUCUUCUAUGUAACUGUUACAAUACCAAACAUGUUGUCCAUUUUCAUAGUGAAAUGCAAAACAAUCUCAUUUGAAGAAUGCAUGACCCAAUUAUACGUGUUCUUCUCACUUGGAUCAUCUGAAUGCUUUCUGUUAACAGUAAUGGCUAGUGAUAGAUACCUUGCAAUCUGUAAUCCACUGAGAUAUUCAUCUUUAAUGACAACAAAAUUAUGUCUACAAUUGAUAAUUCUAAGUUUUUUAUGUGGGUUUUCUGCCUCAAUAUUAACAAUCACAUUUAUUGCUAUGUUACCCUUUUGUAAUUCCAAUAGAAUAAAUCAUUUCUUUUGUGAUUAUCCUGCACUUCUCGCACUAGCCUGCACUAAAAGCAGCACAACAGAAGCUAUAUUUUUUACUCUGUCUUGGAGUAUUGUAUUAACAUGUUUUUUUCUGAUAAUGGCGUCCUAUGUGUGCAUCUUUUUCACUAUCAAACUUUCUGCAAUAAAGCAAAGUAAAGCUUUUUCCACCUGUAUAUCUCACUUGACCGUUGUACUUAUUUUUUAUGCAUCUGUUAUAUUCAUGUAUGUAAGACCAAAGGCAAAGUAUGACCUAAAUAAGGAUAAAGUUGUGUCUGUUGUGUAUUCUGUUGUGACUCCCUUAUUAAACCCCAUGAUAUACUCCCUGAGGAAUAAGAAGUUUCAAACAGCAGUUUUUAGUUCAGUGCUUAGAUGGUCCAUUCCAUCCUAA
This is a messenger RNA of Rana temporaria (common frog), 933 nucleotides long. RefSeq names its product olfactory receptor 6N1-like. Gene Ontology annotation, cellular component: membrane. NCBI's taxonomy places the organism in Eukaryota, Metazoa, Chordata, Amphibia, Anura, Ranidae. The coding region runs from base 1 to 933 and encodes 310 amino acids. Gene Ontology annotation, molecular function: olfactory receptor activity; G protein-coupled receptor activity. The transcript is spliced from 2 exons. The record is from RefSeq and is a predicted model, not a curated record. Gene Ontology annotation, biological process: G protein-coupled receptor signaling pathway.